GAGGAAGAAGUCUGGGGUCGGAUUCUGGGCGAGUGGCUCUCAAGGAUGCAGCCGGCAGGGCCCGAGUAUCUCAGGGCCACUACGGCAGGCCGCGCCUUGUUCCUGGGCAGAGCCUUUAUCUUUCGCAAGGAGAGAACUCACGCGGCAGACAAGGCGGAUUUCAGGCACAGCUUCCGCACGAAGAAUAUCACGUGCUUUUGGUCACACAGCUGGAGGACACGCGCAUGGCGCAAGACUGCGUUGCUCCUGCUUUGGUACAACCAUCUUCCCGCCAACGUCGUUGCAGCGCUGGGUGGUCUGGCUACGUGUGUGCUAUGCUGCUGCGACCUGCUGCCCGGGAACCUUCGGCAGCCAAUGAUGGGGCCCCCUGGCAUGGUGCCUAUGGGAGCGUGGUGCCUGUGCACAGCAACUUUGCUCUUCUAUUCCGUCCUGUUUUUGUGGAGGAGUCAGGCCUCUGUUUGGGUGGACGCACUUUGUAUACAUCAAUCCGACAAGAAGCUGAAAGCAGCAGGAAUGCUGAGCCUGGGGGCAUGUCUGAGUCAGUCAGACUCUUUGCUGGUUCUCUGGGAUUCUUCUUGGAUCCAAAGACUCUGGUGCGUCUUUGAGCUUGCAGCGUUUCUCAAACGCCACGGAAAUCAUGCUGGACAUCGCGUGGCAAUCCUACCACUUUUCCUACUGGUUAUGUACAUCAACCACUUGUCUGUGGUGGCAAUGAUGUUGGCAAGCCUGAUAACGCCAUCUGACGCGCCCCUUGUGACUUCACUCUCGUCCUUGUGCGUGGUAUUCAUUCUGUCUUUCGUUGUGGAACUCUUGGUUUUCAACUACUACCGCAAGCUCCAGGACGUGACUUCCCAGAUUCAGGACUUCCGACUGCAGCGUGCGACCUGCUAUUGCUGCGAUCACAAUCACCCGACAGAUCAGCCAUGUGAUCGCCUGGCUCUUGUAGAAUGCAUUCGCCUGUGGUUUGGAUCAGAGGAGGCCUUCGAACAGUGUGUUUCUUCCACGGUGGCCGGCGCACUGAAGGACAAGUUGGGGCAAUUUCCGGUGCCAAUCUGGCUGCUGCUCUCGUCGUCCGCGGGCUGGGCCUGGGGCUUCAUGGACUGCAUCGCUGCGCAAGUGCGGGUAGGUGGCUACCUGGUUUAA
Effrenium voratum is the source of this 1143-nucleotide messenger RNA. The record is from the annotation of a GenBank genome assembly. NCBI's taxonomy places the organism in Eukaryota, Dinophyceae, Suessiales, Symbiodiniaceae.